UGGGAGCUAUUUAAUCAGUUACAGGGAUGUGUGUGUGUGUUUCUCUGCCUCUACGAACUGACUGACUGACUGUGCUACGUUACCUCACAGGGCACAUAAUCUCUCUCUCUUUCUGUCCCCCUCUAGCUUCCCCUUUCUUUCUCUCUCUCUCUCUCUCCCUACUCUCUCACUCUCCCUCUCUCACGCUCCCUCUCCCUCUCUUAUGCUCCCUCUCUCACGCUCCCUCUCUCUGUCUCUUUCUCUCGGCUGAAUGGAGAAGGCAGAAUUUGUAGGUUCAUUGCCGGGGCCUGGCCUGGUUGCUGGGGAUGUAGUUGCCUUGUCGGAGGUGGUGCGGGGUACAGGCGAGGAGCCGGCGGGGACAGUGGUCAGUUCCAGAAUGUUCCGCUGUGUGUGUGUCCGACGCUGGAUACCCCUGGCCUACAGAGAGGAACUCUACCAUGUACUGAAACUCACAGGACCUCUGCUGGUGUCGCGGAUCCUGAACUUCUUGCUCCCGUUUGUCAUCACCAUAUUCUGUGGUCACCUUGGCAAUGCAGAGCUGGCGGGAUACGCACUGGGCUCUGCGGUGAUCAAUGUGACCACGACGUCUACGGGCUACGGACUGGCUCUGGCCUGUGAUACACUCGUCUCUCAGACAUUUGGCAGCAGUAACCUGCACCGUGUGGGGGUGAUCCUGCAGAGAGCAGUGUUGAUCCUGCUGCUGUUCUGUCUGCCCUGCUGGGGCCUCCUCAUCAACGCCCAAAACAUCCUACUAGCCAUGAAUCAGGAGCAGGAGGUGGCCCGGAUCGCCCAACUUUAUGUGAUGCUUUACCUGCCUGCUGUUCCUGCUAUGUUCCUGCACCAGUUGCAAACAACUUACCUACAGAACCAGGGGAUCAUCCUACCUCAGAUGUACACAGCAGCAGCAGCUAACCUCAUUAACCUGGCUGUGAACUACAUCCUGCUCUUCAGCCUGGAGAUGGGAGUCAUAGGCUCUGCUAUAGCGAACAGCCUGUCUCAGAUCACCAUCAGUCUGCUCCUCUACUUAUAUAUCUGUUGGAGAGGCCUCCACAAGAACACCUGGGCAGGCUGGUCCAGUGAGGCCCUCCAGGAGUGGGGUUCCUACAUGCAACUGGCCAUCCCCAGUACCCUGAUGGUCUGCUUCGAGUGGUGGGUCUGGGAGAUAGGAGGCUUCCUCGCUGGUAUGCUAGGAGAGGUGGAUCUAGCAGCACAGCAUGUGCUGUUGGAGAUAGGAGCCAUUACCUACAUGUUCCCUCUAGGUGUCCAUGCCGCUGCCUGUGUACGGGUGGGGAACGCUCUGGGAGCAGGAGACACCUCCAGGGCUCUACUCACCUGCAAAGUAGCCCUGGUGCUCUCAGGAGUGCUGGCUGUGUUCCAGGGUAUUGCCAUCGGUAGCUCCAGGCAUGUGUUAGGCUACAUCUUCACCUCAGACCAGUGAGUGUUAGACAAUGUAUCAUUUAUUGUU
Messenger RNA from Oncorhynchus masou masou (cherry salmon), 1465 nucleotides. Its product is annotated as multidrug and toxin extrusion protein 1-like. The record is from RefSeq and is a predicted model, not a curated record. Bases 251 to 1438 code for a protein of 395 amino acids. Gene Ontology annotation, cellular component: membrane. NCBI's taxonomy places the organism in Eukaryota, Metazoa, Chordata, Actinopteri, Salmoniformes, Salmonidae. Gene Ontology annotation, molecular function: antiporter activity; xenobiotic transmembrane transporter activity. Gene Ontology annotation, biological process: xenobiotic detoxification by transmembrane export across the plasma membrane. The transcript is spliced from 12 exons.